AGUCAUGGCAUGUCCUGCCAAUAUAUCGGACGACUAUCAGGUGAUUCUGAUAGGAGCAGCAAGUGUUGGCAAAACAUGCAUCAUAAAGAAAUGGACCCUUAACGAGUUUUCGGACGAAUACAUUCCGACGAAAUACAGCAAGGAUCACAAGGAAAUAGAGGUCCGAGGAAGAUUGUGUAAAGUAGAGAUACUGGACACGGCAGGACUCUCCCAGUACUGGGGAAUGAGGGACAACAUGAUCCGCCAAGCUGACGGUAUUAUGAUUGUUUUUUCAAUCACCGACGAAGGGAGCUUCGAAAUGUUGAAGGAACUACACCAACAAGUGGAGAGGAAUAUUAGUGAAUCAAGCUGCGUGCUCCUGGUCGGAAACAAACACGAUCUUAGUGAAACGAGGAAAGUUACCUACGACAGUGCCUGCUCUUUCUCAGAAAGUCUCGGAUUGAAAUACAUCGAGACCUCUGCCAGGGUGGGACACAACAUUGUGGAGGCUUUUGUCAGCUUGAUAGGGGCUAUCAUGGAUAAAAGGUUACAGAAAGUUCCGCCACAGAGGACCCAGACUAAGAACACCAAAUGUCGGGUCAUGUAAUUCUCUAGAUUACAAUCACGUGUUGUGCGUAGCGGCACUCUCCAUUAAUCAUGCGCAAGGGAUGCACUUGAAGGCAGGAUAAUCACAGACACACAAUCGUGUCUCCAACUGCUCAGCUCUAGAGAGCUUGAUACGCCAAAUAAAUGACAUUGUUUUUGCUUAAAAUAUCGUUGGUUUCUUCACUUUUACCAAUAUGAAUAAGUUAUUGUUAGUUGAAUAUAGCCAUUGGUUUUAUAAUAAAGUGGCCUUAAAGUUACACACAUAACACAUUAUGACGUCUUCUACUUUGGUGGGGAACUAAAUUGUGGAAUGUGGCGGCACAUGUUGUGGAAUGUGGCGGCACAUGUUUCGUAUUCAUGGCCAAAUUUUUAUUUAUUACAAUAACUUUAAUAACUGCCUUAAAAUCAGAAGACUUUAACAUUCCUACAAUGUCUGUAAUUAAAUGUUUUCUAAGUUGAGUUAUCAGAAUGACUCUUCCUAUUCCUAAAUUUCUAACUGAACUAAUUUUGGCUAAUUAAAUUAAAUGAGCAACUCUGGAGAUCAAAAUUUUAUAGCUUGACUUUUACGCCACAGUCUCUAUUUACAGUUUCUAUCGCACGAUGAUGCACGUGAUAGCACGUGUCGUGAUAUCACGUGACGUGAUACCACGUGUCGUGAUACCACGUGUCGUGAUACCACGUGUCGUGAUAGCACGUGACGUGAUAGCACGUGACGUGAUAGCACGUGACGUGAUAGCACGUGACGUGAUAGCACGUGACGUGAUCGCACGUGUCGUGAUACCACGUGUCGUGAUAGCACGUGUCGUGAUACCACGUGUCGUGAUACCACGUGUCGUGAUACCACGUGACGUGAUACCACGUGUCGUGAUACCACGUGUCGUGAUAGCACGUGUCGUGAUAGCACGUGACGUGAUAGCACGUGUCGUGAUAGCACGUGUCGUGAUAGCACGUGACGUGAUGGCACGUGAUCUCCAUAUGAAAAACAACCAGGGUUAGUAGGCAGUUUUGUAAUAUUGAGUGGUGAUAACAACACUAUAUUAUUAUAUGUAAUUAAGCAAUUGGUAGUUCGAAGAAGAAGAGUCUCGAUAUGAUAAUAUAUAUUUGAUGCUGAGCUUUACUUAGGUUACAAUGGAUGAUAAUCUAUGUAGGGCUAUAAAGCAGCCUAGGAUAUAGGAAGUUAUUUCAGUUGUAUCAGCUUAAUAACUUAAUAAGUAAGUUAAGUUAUUGCUCAAGUUAACCGAACAUCCAAACCGUAUGCUAAAAUGCAGUUCUAUGUUAGGUUGUAUACCCGUGAAAUAUAAGCUGCACCGUUUUAGCAACAUAUAUAGUUUGGAUAUAUAGGUUGUGUAUCUCAUUUUAAAUGUGUAACAAUGUGGUUCUUAUAAAUUACUGCGGCCUAGAUCCGUUUAUUCUAUUAUAACAGUACGAUGCAAAAAUUUAGGCAAUAUUAUUUGUAUAAGGUUUAUUAUAAUUUGUAAUUAACUGGAGAUGAUGAAUGUAAUAGAUGGCUCGCGAAUGCGCGUGUGCGCUCGAGUGCGUGCACGUGCAUUGCACGGUGGCCAGGUUGUUAAGAUAUGUUAUAUUAUCCAGUUGAAGUUUCGUUAACCUGUGUCUGUGCCCGUUAAAUGAUAUGUUAGGUUUAUUAAAAUAAAGUUUUGUACGUUUUAACAAAACGAAAAGCAAUGGGUAUAUAGCUGUUUCUGUUUUAUGAAGUUAUAAUUAGGGUUUGGGGUACGAAUACAAUUUGGUCAGAGUAAGAUUGAAGUGCAGAGCUCGAUUUUAAUGCUAUAAUAACCGUUGUGCCGCAGGUGUGUACAUUUAUAUACCUUUCUCAGUUUUAUUGAAAGUGAAAUUUUUGCUCUGAAGAACAAUUUUCAUAUCACCGGCUCUACUUCUAUUGUUAGAAAUUAUGUCAAUUCAUAUCCCAGUGGAAUGUUAAGAAACAUUUUAACGUUCCUACAAGAGAAUUCUUGUUUCCAAUUAUUGGUUGAAGGCCUUCGGUUUCUUGGAUAUCUGUCUGCACUUUUGGAAUUACUCUUUACUGUAUAUUUUUAUAAAUUUUAACAAAAGUUUUAUUUAAAGUUGAUGUCAA
Molecule: messenger RNA, 2677 nt
Organism: Bolinopsis microptera
Lineage: Eukaryota; Metazoa; Ctenophora; Tentaculata; Lobata; Bolinopsidae
Product: ras-related protein Ral-B-like
Exons: 6
Coding region: 5-586 (193 amino acids)
Biological process (GO): signal transduction
Cellular component (GO): plasma membrane
Molecular function (GO): GTP binding; GTPase activity; GDP binding
Source: RefSeq, a predicted model, not a curated record